Messenger RNA from Arachis stenosperma, 639 nucleotides. RefSeq lists its product as uncharacterized. Lineage: Eukaryota; Viridiplantae; Streptophyta; Magnoliopsida; Fabales; Fabaceae. The transcript has a single exon. The coding region runs from base 1 to 639 and encodes 212 amino acids. The record is from RefSeq and is a predicted model, not a curated record.
AUGACCAAAAAGAGAAGCUGGAAGAAUAAUGAGACCGUGGUGCUCACGGAAGAAUGCAGCGCCAUCAUCCAACACAAAUUGCCCCAGAAAUUGAAAGAUCCUGGGAGUUUCCAAAUCCCUUGUAUCAUUGGGGAGAUCACUGUGGAAAGGGCUUUAUGUGAUCUAGGAGCCAGCAUAAACCUAAUGUCUCUAGCAAUGAUGAAAAAAAUGAAGAUUGAGGAAGCCAAACCAACAAGAAUAGCGCUGCAACUAGCAGACAGAUCAUUCAAAUUUCCCUAUGGGAUAGUAGAAGAUCUGCUGGUGAAGGUGGGAGACUUCAUCUUUCCAGCAGAUUUCGUCGUAUUAGACAUGGAGGAAGGAGCUAAGACUUCCAUCAUCCUGGGAAGACCAUUCUUAGCCACUGCCGGAGCCAUUAUUGAUGUCCAAAAGGGUGAACUUGUCCUUAGAUUACAUGAGGAGAAAAUGACAUUCAAUGUGUUUAAGGCCAUGAGUUACCCAGACAAAUCAUUGGGAGAAUAUAUGAGAUUGGACUCCGUAGAGGCUUUCGUACAAGAAACUCUUGAAGAAGAACUUGAAGCAUCAACAGAAGAAGAAUUAGCAGCAAGCGAAGAAGCUGCAGCCGCUGAAAUACAUGUUUAA